AUGGAACAGUACUCGUCGUUGAGUUCUAACGGUCUCUUUUUACUUAUCGCUAUCCUUGUUAAAUUAAAAGAACUAAAAAAAAAAAAAAAAGAAAUUCUUCCAACGCCAACCUUUUCUCACCUGCGUAUGUGUAUCAUGUCAAAUCAGACAUUGCUCUUACGACCAACUUUCUAUCAAACUAAAUUGUUGUCCCCUAAAUUACCGUAGUAGUAUCAAUUCUCAGUUUUUUGUACGUCUUAACCAACGUCGAACCUUCAUUGGUUUUCAUACAGAUUUCAUUUCUUUUCAGGGAAAUUAUACGCGGUAUUCGGUAAAAGACAAGGCCGUGUGGUUUCCGCGGAGAGCGCUCUUGGAUUCGGCGGUCAAUUUCGCGUGCUUGCCACUCUACCCGUGCCAGAGAGUUUUCAACUUGCCAGCGAACUACGAACUCAGACAUCCGGCCUGGCUAGUCCUCAAUUGAUUUUCAGCCAUUGGGAGGUAAAUAGCGAGAACAGAGCUAAGAAAUAUAUAGACGCGGUCCGCCGUCGUAAAGGUUUACCUGUGGAUUCUCAAUUGGUCACGCACGCAGAAAAACAACGAACUCUUUCCAAGAAUAAAUAA
Molecule: messenger RNA, 600 nt
Organism: Heterotrigona itama
Lineage: Eukaryota; Metazoa; Arthropoda; Insecta; Hymenoptera; Apidae
Source: the annotation of a GenBank genome assembly